Drosophila pseudoobscura is the source of this 989-nucleotide messenger RNA. RefSeq names its product kunitz-type serine protease inhibitor NACI. The transcript has 2 exons. The record is from RefSeq and is a predicted model, not a curated record. NCBI's taxonomy places the organism in Eukaryota, Metazoa, Arthropoda, Insecta, Diptera, Drosophilidae. Bases 616 to 903 code for a protein of 95 amino acids. Gene Ontology annotation, molecular function: serine-type endopeptidase inhibitor activity.
ACGGUUGUUGCCUUCGUCCUUGCCGCCAGUGCAUACCUGGAGAACUACGCAAAUAAUGUCCAGUUACGUCCAGCUCGAUAGUUAAAUGAUCUUGACUUACCGGGACGUCCAACGCAGUUGUCCUGGGCAGAGGUGUGUGCCACAUAGAGGGCCAGACAAGCCAAAACCAAAAUGAACUUCAUUCUCAAAAGACUUGGGUAAAAUGUUCGACUUGAACUGUUGGAUAGAUAGGGUUUCGGGUCUUAUAUAGGACUUAUUCGCAGCCGAAUAACUACUUUCUUUAGGUAGUUAUAUAGUAAAAAAAAAAAACAUGGCACAUGGCGUGGAGUCUAUAUUUAUUCUACUUAUUUAUGGAUACGAUGUCCAAAAUAAUGCCGUUCCCGAGCUAUAAUUGUCGAUCAUCAAAGCAAACAAAACAAACCAAAACACGUGUUCGUUCAUCGAAGAGAAAGGCGGUGAAACAGCUUUUCAGGAUGAACACAGAACACAGUUGGGUCGUGUGAGAACAAUGUCUGGUUGUUGGAAACUGAGCUUUAUAAAGAGCACAGCAGAUGCAGUAAGCCCUUAUUCCGAAUUCGGAAUAUCCCGACACCAGAGCUACCGCUCCCUCCGGCAAUGCGCACUUCCACGCUGAUCCUCGUGGGCCUUGUGCUGGCGCUGUACUUGGUCCUGGUUCUGGGUGCCCCACAGAGGUGCAAGGGCAAGCCCAGUACCCCAAAAUGCGAUGGGGCAAAGGACUCCGGGAAUAACAGCAAGCGGAAGUGCAAGAAGCAGGCCAACAAAGGCAUGUGGCACUAUAAUGCAGUAACCAAGACUUGCACCUCACUGGACUACAAGGGCUGUGGGGGAAACAUGAAUCGGUGGUGCAGCAAGCAGGCCUGUGAGACAGCAUGCCGACGGUGAACCUUCCUGGGGCCAAAGUCCUAAAUCAAUAAUUUGAUUUUUAAAAUUGUACUUUAUGCUAUUAAAUUAUUCUGAGAACGGAAAUU